This is a messenger RNA of Seminavis robusta, 231 nucleotides long. NCBI's taxonomy places the organism in Eukaryota, Bacillariophyta, Bacillariophyceae, Naviculales, Naviculaceae. The record is from the annotation of a GenBank genome assembly.
AUGAGAGCCAUUGAUACUAAGAUGCCAGUGCCUCGAAGACGCCAAAGAACAACGCUUAUGCAAAUUCAGAAUCUGCCAUCACUGGCUCUGAAGUUGUUCGAUAUUGACUUUGUUUUCAAGAAGACACGGAUUUUCCUCCUCUAUGGAGUUGCGCCAGCAGUGAUCUACAUUGGGAUGAACACGGAGCCCCGUCCGGCGAGUUGGUUCGAGCUCAUCAACAUUCUAGACUAG